GGGAGGAGCCGCUGGCUCCCUAGGCCCCGCCAGCGCGAUGAUUCUCGGCCGUCUGAGUCGCCUGCUGAAGCCGGCGCUGCUGUGCGGAGCCCUGGCUGCGCCCGGCCUGGCGGGCACGAUGUGCGCGUCCCGGGACGACUGGCGCUGCGCGCGCUCUAUGCACGAGUUCUCCGCCAAGGACAUCGACGGGCGCAUGGUUUGCCUGGACAAGUACCGGGGCUUCGUGUGCAUCGUCACUAACGUGGCCUCCCAAUGAGGCAAAACGGACGUGAACUACACUCAGCUCGUCGACCUGCACGCGCGCUACGCUGAGUGCGGUUUACGCAUCCUGGCCUUUCCCUGCAACCAGUUCGGGAGGCAGGAGCCAGGGAGUAACGCAGAGAUCAAAGAGUUCGCCGCUGGCUACAACGUCAAAUUCGAUAUGUACAGCAAGAUCUGCGUGAACGGCGACGACGCACACCCGCUGUGGAAGUGGAUGAAAGUGCAGCCCAAGGGCCGGGGCAUGCUGGGGAACGCCAUCAAGUGGAACUUCACCAAGGCGCUGGGCCCUGUCCCACACUGUGCCCCCGCAGUUCCUCAUCGACAAGAACGGCUGUGUGGUGAAGCGGUACGGGCCCAUGGAGGAGCCCCUGGUGAUCGAGAAGGACUUGCCCUGCUAUCUCUAGCUCCACAAGCGCCCCUGCCCGCGCCUGCCCGCGCCCUGAGCCUUCCGCCCGGCACCCAUGACGGUCUGCCUGCAAACCAGCCCGCUGGUGAGGCAGCCCUGAGGACCGCGUGCACCCGCCGGAGGAAGGUCCCGGGCCGCCGGGCCCUGCGCGCGCCCCCGCACCCUGGCUGCCUCGUGGGAAUAAAACUUGGAAACCCGCUGCUGCCCUUCUGUGGUGGGGGAGGGGCUCCCCGGGGCCCGCCAGCCCUGCAGGCUAAUCCCAGGCUAAUCCCUAAUCCCGCUGCCAGUUCCUGGGGGAAACCAUCGCUGACCCCUGACCUGGAGGAGGCAGCUGCUCGUGCCCUGAGGGCCCCAGGACCAGCUGGAGGACGGGGGCAGGAGAGGUCCUGGGGGAGGGGCCCACACCCUUCCAUGGCUUCAGGGGAGGGCCUGAGCCGGGCAGCCCCACCCAGGGCGCCAGAGGAGCGAGUGGACACCGACUGGACACCGAGGGGUGUAGGCAAAAGGCACAUAUAUUUAAAAAAGGUCUUUUACAUAUAUACAUUCGAGUUCAUUAUAAAUACAGACGCCGCCACAGCGCCGGCUCCGGCCGCAGCCGGGAAAGGCGGGCAGGCAAUAACUUAG
Lepus europaeus (European hare) is the source of this 1291-nucleotide messenger RNA. It is a transcript of the gene GPX4, whose product is annotated as glutathione peroxidase 4. The transcript has 7 exons. Gene Ontology annotation, molecular function: glutathione peroxidase activity. Gene Ontology annotation, biological process: response to oxidative stress. Lineage: Eukaryota; Metazoa; Chordata; Mammalia; Lagomorpha; Leporidae. The record is from RefSeq and is a predicted model, not a curated record.